UCGACUGCUUCCUCAGAUGCUGGUGAGUACAUUUAUUUUUCUUUUCAUUACACUCAUUCUGACAUUUAGCUGCUUUUUCUGUGAUAUCAAAACACAGCAAAGAGAUUUGUUGCAUGCACCUGUAUGUACUAGCUGUAACUAACUGACAAAAUGAGUUUUAAGUUGAGUUCAACUAAGAGUUCCAAAACAAGCACGGGGAAAAUGGGGCGUUUUGUCCCUCCAUACACUCUUAGAAAAAAGGGUUCCAAAAGGGUUCUGUGGCUGUCUCCAUAGGAUAACCCUUUUUUUGUUCCAGGUAGAACUAUUUUGGGUUCCAUGUAGGACCCUCUGUGGAAAGGUUUCUACAUGGAACCCAAAAGGGUUCUACCUGGGACCAAAAGGGUUCUACCUGGAACUAAGAGUGGUUCUCCUAUGGGGACUGCCGAAUAACCCUUUUUGGUUCUAGAUAGCACCUUUUUUUCUAAGAGUGUAGACCUUUUUGUAGAACAAUAAUGGUCACUUUUGUGUGUAUUUGUCUUGAAUAUGGCUGUCUCUUGUUUCCAGUUGUAUCAUUAUUAUGCUUUCCACAACACGCAACUCUGAGGUUAUUGAAUAAAACAGGCUCACAGAAUAUGAUGUCAACCUAUUUAAUUUACGACUUUAACAAAAGGCGCUUGUGCGGGGGUUUUAGGAUAGGGUUUGUGCUUUGGUGUUUGCUGUCUGUUCCCCCUUUCACAGACGUUUAAUAAUGUUUGCCGAAUGCCACGGUCAAUGGAGCUUCGGCGUUGCCACUGCUUACUGCUUUUUCUGAGGAUGUGGUGCAGACACGCUAUGCUAUUUACCCUGAAAACCAUCUCAUUAACAAAGCAAAACAGACCCCAUAUUUGCUCUCUGCUGGCAAACACAAUAUUCCCAUCACCCAAAUCUAAUACAGCUAACUCCAAACCAAAUAUCUUGUCAACUCCAAACCAAAUAUAAUGUUGCCAAGGUCAAUUGGCAGAGUUGAAAUAAAAAUAUAAACAAAUGUCUGGGACAAAUUGAUUGCCAUGAUAGAAAAUGGAAUACGACUCUUGCGUCUUUAAAUGGGAGAUGGAAUGGCCUGUAAAAUCAGCUUGUUUUAUGCCUUUACAACUCUGCUGGCACAUGUACUGAUUCAGCUGGGGGAAUUGGCUAACAAAGGCAUGAGAUGCUAUAGUUAGACUGCAUGCCGAGGCAUUACUCACAGCAUUGUAAAGUAGUCAGUCACGAACAGUCAUGAUUUGGUGUCCAAGGUGUCAUGUAAUAUUUGCAAUAGCAUUAAGAAACUUUGCUUGAUAAACCUCAAUUGAAACUACAUCUAUUUGUAAUUCCUCCUGUGCUUCUGCAUGCUUAUCAGUGAUCAGAUACCUCGGUGCUGGAGGGUAUGGAUUAAUCUUAGAUUAUUCUCAGUGUAGUGUUUUCAGAAAACAUACAGAGGCUAUUCAAAUUCCUCAAUUUUGUUAGCAUUGGCAGAUGCUAACAAACCCUGCUGUCUUCCUUUUGUGUUUUUGCUAUUGUGCUUUCUCUGAUUGGUGGGACUUCCAGCCAUGAAAUUGCCAUCUGGUGCCAUGAUAGCAAGUACUAACUGUGAGUCCUUAGAAGUACUUGUUUAAAUCGGCCUAGUUGUCUAGAUCCACAGCUCCGAAGCUAUUCCCUUCUUUUUGGUGGUUGUAGAGAUGUAGAGUAAUAGCUUUGUUUCCCAUCUUUUAGAGUAUAGGGAUCAUGUCUCCCCGUGUGUGUCCCUGAAUUACUUCUCUGUUGUAGACGAUGGUGGCAGGGUGUAGUAUAAUGGUGAUGGGUUGCAGCACUAUAAGGGCUGUUGUUGUCAGAACAGUCACUGUCACUAACCCCUUUUCCCCUAACCAAUCAAUCAAUCAAAUGUAUUUAUAAAGCCCUUUUUAUAUCAGCAGAUGUCACAAAGUUCUUAUACAGAAACCCCGCCUAAAACCCCAAAUAGCAAGCAAUGCAGAUGUGGAAGCAUGGUGGCUAGGAAAAACUCUCUAGAAAAGCAGGAACCUAGGAAGAAACCUAGAGAGGAACCAGGCUCAGAGGGGUGGCCAGUCCUCUUCUGGCUGUGCCCGGUGGAGAUUAUAAGAGUACAGUUUUUCGAGAUGUUCAAACGUUCAUAGAUGACCAGCAGGGUCAAAUAAUAAUCACAGUGCAACAGGUCAGCACCUCAGGAGUCAAUGUCAGUUGGCUUUUCAUAGCCGAGCAUUCAUAGGUCGAGAGAGCAGGUGCGAGAGGGAGAGGGAGGGAGAAGGUCGAAACAGCAGGUCCGGGAGAAGGUAGCACGUCCGUUGAACAGGUCAGAGUUCCAUAGUCGCAGGCAGAACAGCAGAAACUGGAUCAGCAGCACAACAAGGUGGACUGGGGAUAGGGACAGCCAGGAGUCAUCAGACCAGGUAGUCCUGAGGCAUGGUCCUAGAGCUCAGGUCCUCCGGUAGGGGAAAGAGAGAGAUGGGAGAAUUACAGGGAGCAUACUUAAGAUCACACAGGACACCAGAUAAGACAGGAGAAUUAUACCAGAUAGGACAAACUGACUCUAGCCCUCCCGCACAUAGACUAUUGCAGCAUAGAUACUGGGGGGGUCGGGGGACACUGGCCCCGUCCGACGAUACCCCCGGACAGAGCCAACCAGGCAGGAUAUAACCCCACCCACUUUGCCAAGACGUGAUGCACCCCUCCUAGGGACAGCAUGGGAGAGCACUAGCAAGCCAAUGACUUAGCCCCCGUAAUAGGUUCAGAGGCAGAGAAUCCCAGUGGAGAGAGGGGAGUUGGCCAGGCAGAGACAGCAAAGGUGGUUCGUCACUCCAAUGCCUUACCGUUAACCUUCGCAGUAAAGACCUAAAGAUUGCGUCUCUCAGAUGGAUUGGCAGACCAUUCCAUAAAAAUUGAGCUCUAUAGGAGAAGGCCCUUCCUCCAGCUUUUGCUUAGAAAUUCUAGGAACAAUAAGAAGGCCUGCGUCUUGUGACCGUAGCAUACGUGUAAGUAUAUACGGCAGGACCAAAUCAGAGAGAUAGGCAGUAGCAAGUCCAUGUAAUGCUUUGUAGGUUAGCAGUAAAACCUUGAAAUCAGGAAGUCAGAGGCUAGCACUGGAGUAAUAUGAUAUAAUUUUCUGCUUCUAGACAAGAUUCUAGCAGCCGUAUUUAGCGCUAGCUGAAGUUUAUUUAGUGCCUUAUCUGGGUAGCCAGAGAGUAGAGCAUUGCAGUAGUCUGAUCUUGAAGUGACAAAAGCAGGGAUUGUUCUUUCUGUAUCAUUUUUAGACAACGUUUCUGAUUUUUUGCAAUGUUACGAAGAUGGAAAAAAGUUGUUCUUGAAAUAUUUUUUAUAUGUUAAUCACAGAGAGAUCAGGGUCCAGAGUAAUGUCAAGGUCCUUCAGUUUUAUUUGAGUCUACUGUACAACCAUCGAGAUGAAUUGUCUGAUCAAACAGCAUAUUUCUUUGUUUCUUGGGACCUAGAACUAGCAUCUGUCACGUUCGUCUAGAACAGAUGAUGAGAACCAAGGCGCAGCGUUGCAGGCAAACAUACUCUUUAAUAGAGACACGAUCAAAACAACAAACGAUACGUGACAGUUCACGGUCAAACAUAAACAGACUUGAAACAAAAUCCCACAAACACGAAUGAAAACAGACUGUUUAAAUAUGGCCCCCAAUCAGAGACAACCAGCUGACAGCUGACACUCGUUGCCUCUGAUUGGGAGUCACUCAGGCCAACAUAGAAAUGAGCAAACUAGAACUCCCAACAUGAAAUAGAAUACCUAGAUCUACACACCCUGGCUCAACAUAACAGUGUCCCCAGAGCCAGGGCGUGACAGUACCCCCCCCUAAAGGCGCGGACUCCGACCGCGGCAACUAAAUACCACAGGGGAGGGACCGGGUGGGCACUCCGCCUAGGCGGCGGAUCCGGCUCCGGGCCUGAUCCCCGCUCCCUCUCCAACCCCCCAAAGUACCCCUGGUCCGGUCUGGCCCCGCUGGCCGGAGCUGGACUGCACACUGGUGGAGCGGAUUUCUCUAGCUCCGGCGUGAAGCAUCUGACCGGUGCCGGACCAGCCACCGGUGGAACAGGCACGGGCCGUGCCGGACUGACGACGCACACCACUGGCUUGGUGUGGAGAGCAGGAGCGGGCCGAGCCGGGCUGUCGAAGCGCACCCCUGACUUGGUGCGGGGAGCAGGAACGGGCCGAGCCGGGCUGACGAAGCGCACCACUGACUUGGUGCGGGGAGCAGGAACGGGCCGAGCCGGGCUGACGAAGCGCACCACUGACUUGGUGCGGGGAGCAGGAACGGGCCGAGCCGGGCUGUCGAAGCGCACCCCUGACUUGGUGCGGGGAGCAGGAACGGGCCGUGCCGGGCUGUCGAAGCGCACCACUGACUUGGUGCGAGUGGCAGGAACAGGCCGGACCGUACUGGGAACACACACCACUGGCCCUACGUGGGGAUCAGGAACAGGCCGGACCGGACUGGCAACACACGCCAGUACCUCUCGCAGUGCCUCUACAUCCUCCUUCCCCCUGGUGACCAGUGACUCCCGUAACCUGGCGGCCUCCUGCUGCCCCGUCGUCCACGGCGUUAGCCCCCCCCUAAAAAAUUUAUGGGCUUCACUCCUACCCGUGGCCAAGGCCUCCAUCCCUCUUGCCAGACUCGCACUCAUCUCCUCCCAAGUCCAUCCUCUCUCCUCGUCACGCUGCUUGAUCCAGUAGAGGUGGGAUUUUCUGUCACGUUCGUCUAGAACAGAUGAUGAGGACCAAGGCGCAGCGUUGCAGGCAAACAUACUCUUUAAUAGAGACACGAUCAAAACAACAAACGAUACGUGACAGUUCACGGUCAAACAUAAACAGACUUGAAACAAAAUCCCACAAACACGAAUGAAAACAGACUGUUUAAAUAUGGCCCCCAAUCAGAGACAACCAGCUGACAGCUGACACUCGUUGCCUCUGAUUGGGAGUCACUCAGGCCAACAUAGAAAUGAGCAAACUAGAACUCCCAACAUGAAAUAGAAUACCUAGAUCUACACACCCUGGCUCAACAUAACAGUGUCCCCAGAGCCAGGGCGUGACAGCAUCUCUGUUUUGUCCGUGUUUAAAAGCAAAACAUUUGCCCCAUGCACUUCCUUAUGUCUGAAACACAUGCUUCCAGGAUAGGCAAUUUUGGAGCGUCACCAUGUUUCAUCAAAAUCUACAACUAGCUGUGUGUCGUCUGCAUAGAAAUUGACAUUGUGUUUCCGGAUGACCAAGAGGUAGCAUAUAUAGUGAAAACAAUAGUGGUCCUAAAUAAAACAGAACCUUGAGGAUUACCGAAACAUAACAUUGAUUUCUCAGAAGACAAACCAUCCACAGAGACAAACUGAAAUCUUUCUGACAGAUAAGAUCUAAACCAGGCAAGAACUUGUCCGCGUAGACCAAUUAGGGUUUCCAAUCUCUCCAGCAAAAUGUGGUGAUUGAUGGUGUAAAAAGCGGCACUAAGGUCUAGGAGCACGAGGGCAGAUGCAGAGCCUUGGUCUGAUGCCAUUAAAAGGACAUUUACCACCGUCAAGAGUGCAGUCUCAGUACUAUGAUGGGGUCUAAAAACAGACUGGAGUUUUUUGUAUACAUUAUAUGUCUUCAGGAAGGCAGCUUAUUUUUUUAAUGAGAGGAAUGGGAAAUUUGAUAUAGGCCAAUUUGUUUUUUAAAUGUUCCGGGUCAAGGUUUGGCUUUUUCAGGAGAGGAUUUAUUAUUGCCACUUUUAGUGAGUUUGGAACACAUCCUAACCACUUUUCUAUCCCUUUUCUGUCUCUCCAGACUAUGGUGGUGGUGUGCAGCUCCAGGGCUGCUGCAGCCAGAGCAGUCUGAAUAGCAACAGCAGUCUGCCCGGCGCCGGCAGCCACACGAGGCUGUCAGAGCGCCGGGUGGCCAGUUGGGCCGCCUGCUUCGAGCGCCUGCUCCAGGACCCCAUCGGCGUCCGCUACUUCUCAGUACGUACAGUAAAGAACACAUUUUAGUUCACUGGGAGUUUUAGUUUAGUUAUGGGAUCUGAAAUUCAACGAAAUGAACAGUUCAUUAUCUCUCUCAUUCUCCAUUCGUUAGAUGAAAUCAAUACUUGUCUACCUCAGAUGUCCAAAUGUGUUCUGUGGAAUAGAAUUAGCAAUACACUUUACAACUAAUCAACAACUGGGGAAUUGAGUUUUAGUUUGCAUGUUACGAAAUGUUACAGUUAACUCUCGUUCUCCAUUCUGUUGGAUUAAAUCGAUACGAAGCUAACUAGACAUUAAAACAUGAUCUUCUGUGGAAUAGAAGCAAUAGUUAACUAUAUAGCCAAUCAACACUGGACCAGAACACUCUCCAGGCUUAUUGCAGGUGUGAUAAAGCUGUGGCUUGUGUCUCGGCAGGAAUUCCUCAAAAAGGAAUUCAGUGAGGAGAAUAUCUUGUUCUGGCAGGCCUGUGAAUACUUCAGUCAGGUACCUGCAACGGACAAAAAGCAGGUAAGCUUAUUCCCCUUACUCAAGACCAAACAAUACUUUCCUAUCUAGUCCAGUUCAGAAGUCCAUAUAGGUUUUAGAUGUCAUGGACUGGAUAGAAAAAGCCCUCCAUUGUGAGGGUUGAUCAUGGCUUAAAGUUAAAAACCAUUCCCCUUUAUACCAUUGGGUUAUGUCAUGGUUGUGUGUGUUUAUAAAACCUCUUCCUCUCCUCCCCAGCUAUCCCAGAGGGCGGGGGAGAUUUACAACAGCUUCCUGUCCAGUAAGGCCACCACGCCGGUCAACAUCGACAGUCAGGCCCAACUGGCCGACGAUGUACUCACCUCCCCAUGUCCAAACAUGUUCAAGGCUCAGCAGUUACAGGUGAGAGGACCAACUGCCUACUAAAUGUUAUGUUAUACCCUAACCGUAACCCCUAACACUAAACCUAAACCCAAGCCUAAAAUAACCUUUUUCCUUGAGGGGACCGGCGAAAUGUUCCCACUUGUCUGAAUUUUCCUUGUUUUAGGAAUUCUGGUCCCCACAAGGAUAGUAAAACCAAAAACACACACACACACACACACACACACAGCUAGGAGCAGCACAGUGUCAACUGCAGUGCAGCGCUGCUGGAACAUUGUUAUGAUUCAGUGCUAUGUGUGAAUGUUCUUUUACUGUUAUGCCAUCAUUUAUUUUUCCAGUACACAAGUUUUAAGGCCCAGUGUCCUUUUUUCAACCAUCUGCCUGUUUCCAAAAGGGCUGUUGUGCGUUAGGGCCAAACACAAACUAGCAUAUACCCCCCCCCCCCACACACACACACACACACACUCUCAGGCCUGUACAUUGUUGUUGUAGGUCUGUACAAUGUUGAUACAAAUGUGACCGAAUCAUAGCUGUUACAACACCUGUCAUAACCGUUUGUGACCCUUCAUAAGACCAGACCCUUUUCUCUCCCCAUUUUUUUCUGAAGAUCUUCAACCUGAUGAAGUUCGACAGCUACUCCAGGUUCCUGAAGUCUGGCCUGUACCAGGAGUGCAUGCUGGCCGAAGUGGAGGGACGACCAUUACCCGACCCUUACCAGAUCCCCUGUAGCCCCGCUCCAUCCAAGCACAGUGCCAGCUCCGGCCACUCCACGCCGAAUAAGGUACCCACCACUUAACAGCCAAAAGGGUAUCUGCUAUUGUCUUAGUAACCACCUUAGCUGUUUGUGUAACUCGCCUGUGGGAUGCACAUUUUGUGUUGUAGCCAGUACAGGUGUUUGUUAAUCUUCAAAACAUCAGGGUCGUAUUCACAAGGUACCAAACGGAAGAAAACUGAGCAAAAUUGGGAGGGACUACCUGAACUCGUCCAAUAGGAAACUCUAGUUUUCCAUUAGAAAACAUUUUUCGCUGCUAAAUAAUUUCCAUAGCCAAACGGUUUUCUACGGUAUGCACUAAUGUAUCGACCCAGGUGUUAGACAGGUUGUUUGAACUGGGUGUUUUGUGGUCCAAUAGGAGGCCAAGAAUCAGAAGUCAGGGAGGUCACUGAACGAGGACCCCGGAGAAGAGCACGAUGAGCAUAAGAAACGGGGCAUCUUCUUCUCUUGGUCCCGGAACCGGAGCUUCGGGAAGGGACCCAAGAAAAAGGACAUCGGAGAAAUCAACCUCGGUGAGCAACUCUCAGUCAUAGAAUGAGUCACAAGGAGUUAAUCCCCCCCGUGAGGGAACUUCUUGUGUAUGGUUUCAAUAUAGACUUUCUGUCAUGCAUUAUGGUGGUAGAUCUUUGGUCAGGCAAUACACUGCACUGCAUCGUGUGCUUUACAUUUGUUACGAUGAAAGAUGAACUUCUAAAGCUGCUUUCAAAUGUUGUUUUGAGCUUCAUCUGAUUUAUGUCAAUGGCGAUGUUAUGCAAUUGUUUUCCUUUCAUGCAAGGAUAUUAAGUGUGUUUUAUGUGUAGUUGAGGUGUGAUGAUGCAUGGAUUGUUGGUGUAUUUUCUAUGUAGUUGUGAUGUGAGUCGUAUCUUAACUGUGGCGAUGUUAUGCAAUUAUUUUCAGUUGAUGCAUGGAUAGCAGCUUGAGGUUUAUGUGUAGUUGUGGUGUGAUGAUGCAUGGAUAUUAAUUGUGUUUUCUGUGUAUAUGUGAAAUGAGUUGUAUCCUAACUGUGGCCUCCCUGUCCUUCCUCUGUUGAGGAGACUCCUGGGGCAGCAACGGUCGGAGGGAAUCACAGGGCUCCUUGUCCUCGGGUGCUAGUCUGGAGCUUGCCACUUCCUGUUCAGCGGGCAAGACCGAGGUAAGAUCCUGCUGCACGGCCAGGCUAGGUCACCAUGGCAACACUGAACCAAGAUAGCUCUGUAGUAGAAGCAUCAGUUAUACAGAUCAUGACUCUGUUAGUUUUAUGGCAUUUUUGCAGAAAUUCCGCCUGACAAGGGAUUUGGGUAUACCGUUGUAUGGAUGGUUACAGGUGUUAUACUAUAUAAUACAUGAGUUGAAGGGGGUUCAUUUCAAGGUUCAGAUGUUCAAUUUAGAUUUUAUUAUCCCAUAGGGAAAUUUGGUUUGCAGGCAGAACGAACAUCAAACACUACAUACAAAACAUAGAGACACUGUUGUGGUUGCAGUUUUAGCUCUUGGUCUUUUCUCUUGCUUCCAUUGAGUUCUAUCAUCUCUGACUAUGGUUUGACAUGGUAUUCCCGUGCAGGGGGACAAUCGUCACUCGGUGCCGGUAUGGGAGAGGGUAAGGGAGUGCUCCUCCAAGGUCUGCAGCAUGACCCUGCCGGACGGCUCGUGCUCCUCUGUGACCCUGCGGCCGGGGGCCACCAUCAGGGAGGUUCUCCGGGACCUCUGUCAGAGCCUCCGCAUCAACAUGGCUGCCGUAGACCUCUUCCUGGUGGGAGGAGAGAAGGUGAGGGAAACUCACGAUGGUUCCUAGCACAGUAACUGUUUCCCUUACUGUGCAUCUCAAUGUGGAUUUAGAGUGAAAUAAUGCAUGUAAUGCAGAUUCAUUGAUGUAUUAAGUGGUUAGUUCCCGCUGGGGCCACCCAUCCGUUAAAAUGAAUGCACACAUGUAUGAAAGUCACUUUGGAUAAAAGCGUCUGCUUAAUGGCAUAUAUUAUUGUUUUAGUAAGGCAUCACUUCUGGCUUUGUGAGUAGGUUUUCAUGUUUUUUAUUAUUUUUAGCCUUUGGUGCUGGACCAAGACUGCAUGACCCUCAGCGCACGGGACCUCAGAAUGGAAAAGCGCACCCUAUUCAGGUAAAAGAUACAUCUGUACCUCCCUAUAUCUUUAUGUCUCUAUAUCUCUCUCUAUUUCUUCCUCCCAGUAGAAUCUGAAAAAAAUCAUACAAUCGUGUUACAGAAAGUAUCUGCAUAUUUAUUUUCCCUCUAUUUUUAGGUUGGACCUGGUACCCAUUAAUCGCUCCGUGGGCUUGAAGGCCAAACCCACCAAACCCGUCACCGAAGUCCUCCGUCCCGUCGUGGCGAAAUACGGCCUACACCUCAAAGAUCUGGUGGCCAAAAUAGUACGUUGGUGACUGGCUGGGUCGCCUCAAUGUUUUCUGUUUGCAGCUGUGUGUCCAACCAAACCCAGCUCUUCUGUAGAGCAUGUAAAAGAUGACAAUGUCACUGGGUGGAGUCUCAUUGGCUUGGAAGGGGGAAGGAACCGCAUCCUCUUCAAAUGUUACUGGGUAGUUGGCUCAUUCUGACUCAAACGGCCUCUGAAGAUGCAAAGAGAAAGGGCUAUAAUUAUGAAUGACGACACUCCUAAAACAUGCAGUUAGUUGGUUUAUUUCGGUCCUGUGGUGGUUUUCCAAGCAUUACCAUAGUAUUACACAGUAAGCUGAAAGCCACAUUCUAAAUGGAGCGAAGGCUUCCAUAUCUUACAUGGUUAAUGAUAGUACACAGAAGUUGUGACGAUACGCUAAAGUAGCAACUUGUCUAUCUGGCAUGUCAAUAUGGCAUCAUGGUCAUGCGAAGAAAUCGAUGGGAAACAUGCUAAUAGGCUAAAAUGCUUGCAAACGAACAUGCUAAAACACAGGAGCGUCAUGCACCCCAAAAAUCUGAGGGGGCACAAAGUACGUCAGGAUGGCUGCAUAUCUAAUUAUACCUCUUGAGCUGUCUCUAUCAUCCUGACUGGUGGUUCUUCUGGGUAAAAAAUAUGAGUCUUAUUCAGUACAUUUAGUUAUUGCUUGCUUUUCUAAAGUCUACCAACCUUGCCAGCUAAGAUAGUUAGACAAGCUAGCUACUCUAACUUGAUUGAUAGCCUGAAAUGGCUUCUUGGUAGCUAGUUAUGAGGUUGGGACAUUGUCAACCUAUCUGGGCUAGCUAAAGCCAACUCCAUAAAAUUGCUAAGUGGCUAGUAGUAUUAUAGAGAAAAAACAAUAAGAACAAAAAUAUACACUACAUGACCAAACGUAUGUGGACACCUGCUCGUCGAACAUCUCAUUCCAAAAUCAUGGGCAUUAAUAUGGAGUUGGUCCACCCUUUGCUGUUAUAACAGCCUUCACUCUUCUGGGAAGGCUUUCCACUAGAUGUUGGAACAUUGCUGCGGGGACUUGCUUCUAUUCAGCCACAAGAGCAUAGUGAGGUUGGUCACUGAUGUUGGGCGAUUAGGCCAAGCUCGCAGUGGGCGUUCCAAUUCAUCCCAAAGGUGUUUGAUGGGGUUGAGGUCAGGGCUCUGUGCAGGCCAGUCAAGUUCUUCCACACCGAUCUCGACACACCAUUUAUUAUUAUGUAUGGACCUCGCUUUAUGCACAGGGGCAUUGUCAUGCUGAAACAGGAAAGGGCCUUCCACAAACUGUUGCCACAAAAUUGGAAGCACAGAAUCGUCUAGAUUGUAUGCUGUAGUGGUAAGAUUUUCCUUCUCUGGAACUAAGGAGCCUAGCCCGAACCAUGAAAAACAGCCCCAUACCAUUAUUCUUCCUCCACCAAACUUUACAGAUUGGCACUAUACUAUAGGUAGCGUUCUCCUGGCAUCCGCCAAACCCAGAUUUGUCCAUCGGACUGCCAGAUUGUGAAGCAUGAUACAUCACUCCAGAGAACGCGUUUCCACUGCUCCAGAGUCCAAUGGCGGCAAGCUUUACACCACUCCAGCCAACGCUUGGUACUGCGCAUGGUGAUCUUAGGCUUGUGUGUGGCUGGUCGGCCAUGGAAACACAUUUCAUGACGCUACCGACGAACAGUUAUUGUGCUGACGUUGCUUCCAGAGGCAGUUUGGAACUCGGUAGUGAGUGUUGCAACCGAGGACAGACGAUUUUUACAUGCUACGCGCUUCAGCACUCGGCAGUCCCGUUCUGUGAGCUUGUGUGGCCUACCACUUCGUGACUGAGCCGUUGUUGCUCCUAGACGUUUCCACUUCACAAUAACAGCAAUUACAGUUGACCAGGGCAUACCUAGCAGGGCAGAAAUUUGACAAACUGACUUGUUGGAAAGGUGGCGUCCUAUGACGGUGCCAAGUUGAAAGUCACUGAGCUCUUCAGUAAGGCCAUUCUACUGCCAAUGUUUGUCUAUGGAGAUUGCAUGGCUGUGUGCUCAAUUGUAUACACCUGUCAGCAAUGGGUGUGGCUGAAAUAGCCAAAUCUACUAAUUUGAAUGGGUGUCCACAUACUUUUGUUUAUAUAAUGUAUAUAACAGGACAAAUCUGAGGGGGCAUGAUGACUCUGCUAAAACGCUGUGUUGUGUUUUGACAGAGUGGAGAAACGGAGCCCCUAGACCUGGGGGCGCCCAUAUCCAGCCUGGACGGCCUGCGUGUGGUAUUGGAGAGAGCAGACCCCAUUGCCUCAGGGAAAGGUAAGACUGCCCAUCACACCGAACACCAAAAUUUGCACUAAGACAGAGAUGAGAGACAGAUAAUGAAGAAAGCCACCAUUCCAACUUCUACAGUGACCUAACCAGAUCUGUUUGUCUUGCCAAGUCCUAUGGUCAUUGAUUUGGCAUGAUGAACACUCAAACCCCCCAAACAGCCACCAAGAUAGUGGCUGGAGAAAUCCAAUCCAAUUCCUCCAAUGUUGGCCUUGCACUUCAGCCCAUCUGUUUCCAGGAAUUCAAACAGCUCUCGUAAUCAAUGUCCUGUUUUGUCGUCCCCACUGACUUCCAGUGAUAAACAAAGAUAUCAGAGUUAGGAGGACAUGUGGGAUGAUUCAUUGGCUCCUAUUUACCUCACUGUUGUUUCUUUCUCUCCAUAGACUCUAAGUCCAAGUCAGGCUCCUUGAAAGCACACCCGCCAUCAUUGACCACCAAGAGUCUUUCUGCAACAGUAAGGAAACCACCAUCUUCCUCCUCCUUUUAUCCCUGUUUUCACUUUCUCAAGUCUCCUUGAAGUAACUAAAUGUGCUGUAACUCCCCUGCUAUGCUGCUUCUUAACAAUUGAAUGUCACAUAAUAAUUGCUCAAGUGCUCUACUCUACUUUGUUCCUGGCUGGUGUCGUGUUGUUUCUUGCUUAAAUGCUGGCUGUAGCUGACUGGCUGACCUCCCACUUUGUAGUUCAGCCUCCAGGUCAUCUUUGUAGUUGCGAUCCGACCUUGUCUCCUAGGGAUAUUACAUUCAUCUGAUUUACUAAGAAUAAAAGAAGCGUACAAAUAAACAACAAGCAUCAAAGAAACGACAAGCUCGUGUUUUAUGGUUGUUUUUUGUGUUUCCUAUAGUUCUAAAAAUAACAGGGGCACAGGUGCGAACACUUAAGUAAGUCUGCCCAGGAUGUGUUGUAGUGGUGUUGGUACAGGGCAUGCACACCCUAUUCCCUCACCCCCUUAACGGAGUGCGUUGUUAUUGUUGCGUCUGCAGGGAGAUGACAGGUCGUCUGGAAAGGCAAGCGGACCAGAUCCGUCGCUCCCUGUGGAAAAGAGAAAGCCGAAAAAGAUUAAUAUAGAUGAAGCUGAAGGUAAAUCCCCCUCUAUUUCCAACGUGCUGUUGCUUCUCUGAGCUUUGCUUCGCCGCAUCACUAACACCAACUGUAAAAGAAGCCUUCAACCUUCAUGGUUAUCUGUCAGUGCAGCGUGGGACUGUGCACGUUAAAUUAACUAAUCCCCUUUUUAUUUGACCUAUUUUCUUGUUCUUUGGGAGGGUGUUAGAUAGGGUUGCAAAAUGAUGGUACCUUUCUUUUCUGGGAAACUUUUUUGGGGAAAGUUACCGGAAUUUUGCAACCCUAGUUUUAGGAAUAUGAAGUAACUCUACUGCUUUCUCUCUCUUUAGAAUUCUUCGAGCUCCUGAGCCGGGCGCAGAGCAGCCGGAGAAAUGACCAGAGAGGCCUCCUGAACAAAGAGGACCUGGAGUUACCUGACUUCCUGCGGUUAAUCCCCGGCUCCCCCUCCACUCUCUCCCUAGACGUGGCCUGCUCCACCCCCACCUCCAUCAAACAAGGCCAGGGGGCGGGCAGGGAGAACGGGGUUGGCGGUGCCCCUGCCCGCGGCCCCCUCAACGCCAGCCUGCGCUCUGAGAGCCUGGACUCCUCCCCCAGCAACACCAACGGACACUCCCACUCCGCUGCGGCGCGCCGAGCGCUACUGCCCCCGCCCCGCCGCCCCGUCCCCCCCUUCAGCGCCGCCAUCUCACCCAUCCCUCGCCCCUCGGAGUCUAGAGGCCCGGGCCUUAGGGCGCUGGAGGAAGACACCCACGCUGACCUGACCCUGGUGGGCGAGGGAGACAUCACCAGCCCCAACCACACCCUGUUGGCCCCCGCCCCUGCGCUGCUGUCCCACGAGGGCAGCCUGCCUGAGGUCAACUUCACCCCUCCUUUGCCCUGCGCCCACUCCUUCCAUGAUGGUGGUGGGAAUGGCCAGUCCAGCUCAGGUAUUUCCACAGUG
Coregonus sp. 'balchen' is the source of this 14194-nucleotide messenger RNA. NCBI's taxonomy places the organism in Eukaryota, Metazoa, Chordata, Actinopteri, Salmoniformes, Salmonidae. The record is from the annotation of a GenBank genome assembly.